Molecule: messenger RNA, 2584 nt
Organism: Medicago truncatula (barrel medic)
Lineage: Eukaryota; Viridiplantae; Streptophyta; Magnoliopsida; Fabales; Fabaceae
Product: G-type lectin S-receptor-like serine/threonine-protein kinase At1g67520
Exons: 7
Coding region: 114-2516 (800 amino acids)
Biological process (GO): protein phosphorylation
Cellular component (GO): plasma membrane
Molecular function (GO): protein serine/threonine kinase activity; ATP binding
Source: RefSeq, a predicted model, not a curated record
CAUACACAAAAACAGAAAAAAGAUAUAGAACUGAUGUAUUUAAUAAAGAGGUGUGCACUAUUUCAGAUUGUCAUCCCAAACAUGAUUUCCCACAUUUGAAGCAUCAACUAAUCAUGGUACUUUGUAGUGCACAAAGGAAAACUCAAUUUUUGCUACUUUUCACAUACUUGUGCUUGUGGUGUACUGAUAAUACUUCUCUCAAUGCCAAAGCAGAAAAUAAUGAUAGUUUGAAGCCAGGAGAUAAGCUGAAUGCCACAUCCAAGCUAUGUUCUAAACAAGGUAAAUAUUGCAUGAAUUUUGAACAAUUAAAUGAUUUUGAUAACCUCGCUUAUCUCAGCAUAUCUCCCGGAGGAAAUGACUGGCAUGUGUGGAUCGCUAACCGAGACCAACCUGUUGACAUGGAUUCUGCAGUGUUAUCACUGAACCAAUCUGGUGCACUCAAAAUUGAAUCCAAAUUUGGAAAACCAAUAACCCUUUACGCUUCACAUCAACCUUUGAAUAGAAGUACUAAUGUGGCCACCUUGUUGGAUUCAGGUAACUUUGUGUUGAAAGAUACUCAGAAGAACACUGUGUUGUGGCAAAGUUUUGAUCAUCCAACCGAUAGUUUGCUCCCUGGGAUGAAAUUAGGUUUGAAUCACAAAACUGGUGAAAAUUGGUCACUGGUUUCAUGGAUUGCUAAUUCAAAACUAUUACCAGCUUCUGGUCCAUUCAGGCUUGAUUGGGAACCCAUAGGAAAGGAAUUGGUCAUUAAGCAUAGAGAAAAAGUUUACUGGAAAAGUGGUAAGUUGAUCAGACAUAAUAAAUUUGAGCAUAUAGCUGAAGAUAAAGAAGUUCAGUACACAUCUGUGUCGAAUGAGAGUGAAGAUUCCAUCUCAUUUACACUGUCAACUGAUGAAGACUUUACAAUAUGGGCUCUAUUGGGAAAUGGGCAGUUGAUAAACAGGAAUAGGAAAGGAGAUACUUUAGCAAGGGCUGAUGUGUGUUAUGGCUACAACACCUAUAAAGGGUGCCAAAAGUAUGAGGACAAGCCUGCUUGCAGGAAUUUUGGCGAUGUAUUUACAAGCAAAAUAGGUUAUCCCAAUAAGGCAAUGUUAAAUGUUAUAGGAAAUGCUAGCUACAGCAUAAGUGAUUGUCAAGCUAUGUGUUGGAGAAACUGCAGGUGCUUUGGAUUCAAAAAUUAUCAUACCAAUGGAACUGGUUGUAUGUUCUUUCUAUCAUCAGAGGGUCAUAAUAUUGCAGCUGGUGGUCAAGAAUUUUACCUUUUGCAGGAGAACAUGCAAGCAGGUAAACAUAAUCGGUUGUGGAUAUGGAUAAGCGUUGCAAUAGCUACUGCUCUUCUCAUAAUUAGUAUUUCCAUUCUGUAUAGAGCCAGAAUGAAACGAAAGUAUAUGCUUGGAGAGAGUGAUAGAAACACAAUGGGGACUGAGAUACAACAUCUUGAGGAUUCCAAGGCAUCAUCUAGUGGCAAUGAUCUAGAAGUUGAUUUAAGCAAAGGAGAUGACUUGAAAGUAUUUAGCUAUUCAUCAAUAAAAGUAGCUACUAAUGACUUUUCAUCUGAAAACAAGUUAGGACAGGGUGGCUUUGGAUCGGUUUUUAAGGGAAUUCUACCUUCUGGGCAAGAAGUAGCUGUGAAAAGACUUUCAAAAUCUUCUGGACAAGGAAUUGUUGAAUUUAAAAAUGAAUUAAAUCUCAUAUGUAAGCUCCAGCAUACAAAUCUGGUUCAGCUAAUAGGUCACUGCAUUCAUGAACAAGAGAGAAUAUUAAUCUAUGAGUAUCUUCCAAAUAAAAGUUUGGACUUCUUUUUAUUUGAUUCUACUAGGAAAAAGCUGCUAGAUUGGAAUAAGCGCUUUAGCAUAAUCGAAGGAAUCGCUCAAGGAUUACUAUAUCUUCACAAGUACUCAAGACUCAGAAUUAUACAUAGAGAUUUGAAGCCUAGUAACAUACUCCUUGAUGAAAGCAUGAACCCCAAAAUAUCUGAUUUCGGUGUAGCAAGAAUGUUUAUGAAACAGGAAUCUGAGGCAAAUACCGACAGAAUUGUUGGGACAUAUGGUUACAUGUCUCCUGAGUAUGCGAUGGAAGGAAUUUUUUCUACGAAGUCUGAUGUGUAUAGCUUUGGGGUGUUACUCCUUGAAAUUAUUAGCGGUAGAAAAAAUAAUAGCUUUUAUUGUGAAGACAACCCACUAAAUCUAGUAGGUCAUGUUUGGGAGCUAUGGAAAGAAGGUGAAGUUCUUCGGUUGGUCGAUUCAGCUCUAAAUGAUUUUUUUUCUCAGGAAGAGGUGCUAAGAUGUGUUCAUGUUGGUUUAUUGUGCGUACAAGAACAUGCCGAUGAUCGCCCCAACAUGUCGAAUGUUAUAUCAAUGUUAACAAAUAAAAGUAGAGUGACUGUUUUUCCUAAGAAGCCGGCAUACUAUGGUAGAACAACCUUCGAGGAAGAAACGUGUUUUGAAGAAUUUACUGGGGAUUUUACAUAUAGUAAUUCUUGUUCCCAUUCACAAUUAAUACAGAUAGACGUAUGAAAGGAUAGGUCAUAUUGCUUAAUGUGGGCACUUGUUUAGCAAUCAUAUAUAGUAAAAGUAUUUUGGAA